Mustela lutreola (European mink) is the source of this 828-nucleotide messenger RNA. RefSeq names its product zinc finger protein 883-like. The transcript is spliced from 2 exons. Gene Ontology annotation, molecular function: DNA-binding transcription repressor activity, RNA polymerase II-specific. The coding region runs from base 1 to 828 and encodes 275 amino acids. Lineage: Eukaryota; Metazoa; Chordata; Mammalia; Carnivora; Mustelidae. The record is from RefSeq and is a predicted model, not a curated record. Gene Ontology annotation, biological process: negative regulation of transcription by RNA polymerase II.
AUGAAACGAACAAUCAGCACAUGUAAAGAAUACACAAAAACUUCCUGUACCAACACACACCUUUUUGUCCAUCAGAAGAUCCUUAAGGAGGAGGGCUGCUGGUGCCACGAAUGUGGGAAAUCCUUUUGCCGUCGAUCAGCUCUCAUUCAGCAUCAGAGAAUCCACACAGGAGAGCGACCCUUUAAAUGUAAUGAAUGUAGUAAAACUUUGAAUCAGAGGGCACACCUUAACCAGCACGAGAGAGUUCACACAGGUGAGAGACCAUAUGAGUGUAAGGAAUGUUGGAAGACCUUCAGCCAGAUUGCCCAUCUCGCUCAGCAUCAGAGUACACAUACUAGAGAGAAGUCCCACAAGUGCCGUGAAUGUGGAAAGGCCGUUAGCCGUUCCUCAGCUCUGAUUGUUCACCAGAGGAUUCACAGUGGGGAGAAACCCUACAAAUACCUUUUGCCGGUCAUGCAACUUACACUUCGCAGGAGAAUUCAUACUGGCGAGAAACCCUAUGAAUGUAAGGAAUGUGGCAAAACCUUUUCCUAUAGGUCCCAUUUCAUCAUUCAUAGGAGGACUCAUACAGGGGAGAGACCUUACGAAUGUCACGUGUGUGGGAAAACUUUCAAUAACCACUCUUCACUUGUCACACACCACAGGACGCACAGUGGGGUGAAGCCAUUCAGAUGCCACACAUGCGGGAAGGCCUUUAAUACUUCAUCGCUUUGUCAGCAUAAGAUUCAUACUGACGAAAAGCCCUUUGAUUGCCCCGAAUGUGGGAAGCCUUUCAGGUGCAGGUCACAGCUUACGCACCAUCAGCGAAUUCAUGGCGAAGAAUGUUAG